This is a messenger RNA of Leptopilina boulardi, 1465 nucleotides long. RefSeq lists its product as uncharacterized. The transcript has 2 exons. The coding region runs from base 1052 to 1432 and encodes 126 amino acids. The record is from RefSeq and is a predicted model, not a curated record. Lineage: Eukaryota; Metazoa; Arthropoda; Insecta; Hymenoptera; Figitidae.
AGUUACUAUGGCAACAGUUACUAUGGAAACAGUUGCUAUGAAAACGGUUGCUAUGGAAACGGUUACUAUGGAAACGGUUACUAAGGAAACGGUUUCUACGGAAACGGUUACUAUGGAAACAGUUACUAUGGAAACAGUUACUAUAGAAACAGUUACUAUGGAAAUUGUUACUUUAGAAACAGUUGCUAAGGAAACGGUUACUAUGGAAACGGUUACUAUGGAAACAGUUACUAUGGAAAAGGUUGCUAAGGAAACGGUUACUAUGGAAACAGUUACUAUGGAAACGGUUGCUAUGAAAGUAGUUACUAUGGAAACGGUUGCUAAGGAAACGGUUACUAUGGAAACAGUUACUAUGGAAAAGGUUGCUACGUAAACGGUUACUAUGGAAACAGUUACUAUGGAAACAGUUAGUUACUAUGGCAAAAGUUACUAUUGAAACAGUUAGUUACUAUGGCAAAAGUUACUAUGGCAACAGUUACUAUGGAAACAGUUACUAUGGCAACAGUUACUAUGAAAACGGUUACUAAGGAAACGGUUACUAAGGAAACGGUUACUAUGGAAACGGUUGCUAUGAAAGUAGUUACUAUGGAAACGGUUGCUAAGGAAACGGUUACUAUGGAAACAGUUACUAUGGAAACAGUUAGUUACUAUGGCAAAAGUUACUAUUGAAACAGUUAGUUACUAUGGCAAAAGUUACUAUGGCAACAGUUACUAUGGAAACAGUUGCUAUGAAAACGGUUGCUAUGGAAACGGUUACUAUGGAAACGGUUACUAAGGAAACGGUUACUAAGGAAACGGUUACUAAGGAAACGGUUACUAUGGAAUCGGUUACUAUGGAAACAGUUAAGAUAGAAAAGGUUGCUACGGAAACGGUUACUUUGGAAACUGUUACUAUGGAAACGGUUACUAAGGAAACGGUUACUAUGGAAACGGUUGCUAUGAAAGUAGUUACUAUGGAAACGGUUGCUAAGGAAACGGUUACUAUGGAAACAGUUACUAUGGAAACAGUUAGUUACUAUGGCAAAAGUUACUAUUGAAACAGUUAGUUACUAUGGCAAAAGUUACUAUGGCAACAGUUACUAUGGAAACAGUUGCUAUGAAAACGGUUGCUAUGGAAACGGUUACUAUGGAAACGGUUACUAAGGAAACGGUUUCUACGGAAACGGUUACUAUGGAAACAGUUACUAUGGAAACAGUUACUAUAGAAACAGUUACUAUGGAAAUUGUUACUUUAGAAACAGUUGCUAAGGAAACGGUUACUAUGGAAACGGUUACUAUGGAAACAGUUACUAUGGAAAAGGUUGCUAAGGAAACGGUUACUAUGGAAACAGUUACUAUGGAAACGGUUGCUAUGAAAGUAGUUACUAUGGAAACGGUUGCUAAGGAAACGGUUACUAUGGAAACAGUUACUAUGGAAAAGGUUGCUACGUAAACGGUUACUAUGGAAACAGUUACUAUGGAAACA